GGCCAGGGCGCUGGUGUAAACACAACAGACGCCUCAUCUCCCGUCACUGAGUCACAGUGGACAUUAACCCGAGCAGCCGUCACCGGUGAGGGGGAAACGCACCGUGUCCGUCGUGUGUACUAUGUGCUAAAGCGCUGACAGACGGAACCAUGGACUUCUACAUCAACCUGAAGGUGAAUUUCAGGGGAAAUUCUAAGAAUUUCCUCCUGUCGGGAUCCGAGACCAAGAGCUGGGAGUCGAUGGAGGCCAUGGUGAAGCGUUCCUUCGGCCUGUGCAGUCUUCAGCUGACCUAUUUUGACGAGGAGAACGAGGAGGUUUCCAUCAACAGUCAAGUGGAGUAUGAAGAGGCACUGAAGAGUGCAGCACGGCAGGGAAACCGGCUCCACAUGAACGUGUACGAGACUCGAGGCCAGGCGGCGAGGGUCUCCACCACCAAGGCCAGCGGAGCAGAGCCUAAGAGAGGGUUCAGACCCCCACAGCACUGCCCCGCCUUGGCACAGGUGGUCAGUCGCAAGGUCCAGGCUGCGGUGCCAGAACAGGGCAUGGUGAUCAUGAAAGAGGUGAAAGGGAACAAAGAAGAAGACAAGACUCCCCCAGCCUGGUUUACCUCCUACAUGGAGAAGUUUAAAGACCAGGUGGUCCGAGAGGCCGUGGAGAAGAUCUGCAGGGAGUUCUCCGGACAGUGCUGCAUUCACAAGCCCCUGGGAGGAGGAGGCACUGCAGGGGGAGCAGGAGGUGGCAGAGGGGAAGCUGUAGGUGGAGCAGAGGCACAGCAGGUCCCUGAGGUGUCCUCCACUCUGCCUGGAGCGUCAUCCUCCUCCUCCUCCACUCCUCCCUGCUCCUCCUGCAGGGGACAGACCACCGGAGGAGGCUACCAGUGCAGCGUGUGCACAUCGUGCACUCUGUGUGAGCCCUGCAGUUUUUCCCAUGAUCCCAGUCACAACCUGGUGAGAGCCAGGACUCCUCUGUCCAUCCCAGAACACGGAUCACCUGCUCCUGACCACAGCAAGUUCUACAGACGAGGCGACCGCAGUUUCCGCAAGGCAGAGAAGCAGCGGCUGAAAGCAGAGAAACGCCUGCUGAAGGCGGAGGUCAAGGAGAUCCGCAAACAGCUGAGGAUGGAGAGGAGGGGCAUACAGUGGAGCUCCUCCCACAGAGAUGGAAGCUCCUCCCCUGUUCUGCUGCAACCUCGAGCCACGCAGCACAACAGCCCAGAGCGUCCAAAGCGUCCCUGUCCCCUGGUGGUUCCAACUAUGACGGCUGCGUUUCUGGAUGAGAACCUUCCUGACGGAACCAGACUGCGUCCUGGGACUAAGUUUAUAAAGUACUGGAAGAUGAGGAACACUGGGACUAUGAGCUGGAGUGCUGAUACUAAGCUGAAGUUCAUGUGGGGAAACCUGGCUGUGGGAUCUGGGGACCGUUGGAAAGAAGUCUGUGUUCCGUUCCUUCAGCCGGGACAGGUGGGUAUUGUGAGUGUAGCCCUGUGUGCUCCUGCUGUGGAGGGCUCCUACACCUCCCACUGGCGCCUGGCUCACGCUGGAGAGCAGUUUGGACCCAGGGUGUGGUGCAGCAUCGUGGUCGACCCUCUCGCCCCUGCACCUGUGAUGGCUGAUGGGAUCCUGGUGUCGCCCUGUGUCACACCACAGGUAGAAGAAAUGAUUCUCGGUAAGAACCCAGUAGCAAAGGAUGGGAAAGCCUGUGCAGCUUCUCGGGAGCAGCCUUUGUUGUCAGUGGAUCAGGAAGAAUACUUCAUCCCCUCGGUCGACCUUCUCACUGCACAGGAUCUUCUGUCUUUUGAGCUAUUGGAUAUCAACAUUGUCCAAGAGUUGGAGAGUGUCCCAAACAACACACCAGCAGACAUCACUCCCUGCAUGUCACCUCUGCCUCAAGAUGGCCACCUGCAGGACAAUAGCAGUCCCUCAUUAGGUCUAAUCCAGGAGGAGACAGAAGCCAUCAACAGCAUUAUGGUGGCUUGUCCAGCUGCUCAGGGGAGCUCUUCUUCCUCCUCUUCUUCCUCCUCUUCCUCUUCCUGUGUGAAGAGUAAAACCCUGAAAACAGAGAAGACCCCAGACUCUAACUCAGCCACUUCAAACACCAUCAAACCACCAGCGACUCUGAAGUCAUCGCUCCCUUCCCCGUUGAAAGCCUCCCUGCCGGCUCCAGUGUCUGUGACUGCAGCUGCGGGGCCGGGCCCCAACUCAGCACCGACCCUGCUCCACACGUCAGCCGGGGCCUCCAGGGCCUCCGGGGCCUCCGCAGCGGCCGCAGCCACAGAUGAGGUUGAAGAAUCCCACGUGGAGAACAUCAGUGUGGCGCCCAGGGUGAAGGAGGGAGUGGGGGAGCCAGAUGAGGAGAAGGAGAAGGAGCGAGAGGAGAAGAGAGAAGGGACAAGAAGCCGCUCCUCCUCCACCUCUUCAGAGGAUUACAUCAUCAUCCUUCCUGACUGCUUUGAUACCAGUCGACCGCUGGGAGAGUCCAUGUACAGCUCUGCUCUGUCCCAGCCUGGCGACGUCCCCGCUAAGACACCCACAGACCCAGAUACUGACCCCACUGAGGGCAGCGAGGCUGCCGCAGUCCUGGAAGAGUCUGCGGGACCCAGCAGUGCCAAUGACAUGCUGUGUACGUCUCAGACGCUGGACGAUGAGCCACUGACACCGGAAGUGGUGGCACCACCCAAAGCUGGUGUCACACCAAGUCCUGAGAGCAGUGGAGAAACACAUGCUCCUGCUGCUGCUGGUGACGACGACGACGAUGAUGAUGAUGAUGAUGACGAGGACGAGGACGAUGAUGAUGAUGAUGAUGAUGACGCUGAAGAAGGAGCUGAGGGCUCUGACUUGUACCAAACUGAGGAAGCUUCUGGUUCUGAACAACCUCAGAGAGAUGAGACUGAAGAGACUGAGGACAACUCUGAGGACAACCCUGAGGACAACUCUGAGGACAACCCUGAAGACAACCCUGAAGACCCCAGACACCCAGGUAUCACCAGCGGUCUGGUGAAAGGAGCUCUGUCUGUAGCUGCCUCUGCAUACAAAGCCCUGUUCACUGGACAAGGCCCCACACAGCCUCCAGUGGACGAGUCCACCCAGGACACCAUGAUGGCCGUGUUGGUGGAGAUGGGCUUUGCAGACCGGCCGUUGAACCAGCGGCUGCUGAAGAAACACAACUACAACCUGCUGGACGUGGUCAACGAGCUGGUCCAGAUGACUGACAGUGACUGGUACUCCACACGCUACUGACAAAAGAGGCAAAGCAGCGACAGACGAGAUGAAACUGAAGACAUGAAGAAAGUCAUCUCCACUCAACUACCUUUUUUACCUUCAUCCUUCUGCCCAUCUCUCCUCUGACUGAUUCAACUAUCUUCUCUGUGAUCUCUGCACACUGGAAACAUUACAUUCACAGGAAGAAACAUCUUCUAAAGGUGAAGACCACACUCCCCUACUGUCUACAGUCUAACCAUAUGAAAGUGGCACUGACGCCGUAUUACUUUACAAAGCUCAAGAAGAUGAAGCUGUGUUCGCUGCACAGACUAUGCAAGCAGACACACCAACAUCAAAGUAACAAUGCUAUGUGUUAGCAUCCAAAUGCUACACUUACGUACAAGCUUCCUGGUUUUAAGUACAAAUACCACAUACUGUAAUCUACAAGUGUCACUUUGUGUCACAUGUAGCGAGUUAAGUCGCAGAAUGUGCUUGUCAAUCAGAGGUAAACAUAUAUGUGUGUAUUUAUAAGUGUGUAUA
Molecule: messenger RNA, 3737 nt
Organism: Solea solea (common sole)
Lineage: Eukaryota; Metazoa; Chordata; Actinopteri; Pleuronectiformes; Soleidae
Gene: nbr1b
Product: NBR1 autophagy cargo receptor b
Exons: 22
Coding region: 150-3236 (1028 amino acids)
Biological process (GO): macroautophagy
Cellular component (GO): phagophore assembly site
Molecular function (GO): ubiquitin binding
Source: RefSeq, a predicted model, not a curated record